Molecule: messenger RNA, 7020 nt
Organism: Toxorhynchites rutilus septentrionalis
Lineage: Eukaryota; Metazoa; Arthropoda; Insecta; Diptera; Culicidae
Gene: siz
Product: IQ motif and SEC7 domain-containing protein 1
Exons: 8
Coding region: 1232-5362 (1376 amino acids)
Biological process (GO): actin cytoskeleton organization; regulation of ARF protein signal transduction
Molecular function (GO): protein binding; guanyl-nucleotide exchange factor activity
Source: RefSeq, a predicted model, not a curated record
AACUAGUUUGGAUCGUCGUUGUAACAGCUUUUUCUCAGACGCGGGCACGGUUUUCGCGUUCGCGUUCAUCCAUCCCUUCGCGAAGGAUUUUUUUGCCCCACUGAAGUGGCGCUGUGCGCGACUGCUAACUCGCUCCAGCAUCUCUGGAACUCGAUACCGAUUGUUUUUUUUUUUCGAGAUUGGAUUUUAAUAGCCGGAACGUGUGUGUGUUUUAUUGUGUGUAACUGUGUCGGAUCCAAAUCCUGUUGCCCGUGAUCGACCCCCGGAUAGGUGUUAACUGAAGUUUAAAAUUGUUGUUCCAAAGUGGAUUGUGGAACCACCUACUCCACCGCCCUGCUGUGUGUGUGGGGCCGGGUUUCGGAGGGGGCCGUGCAGACCAGGUGCAUCAUUUGCAUGCGCCACACACAGUCGGUAAAUUCGAGUGGAAGUGAAUUGAUGCAAAAUAGUGUUUCAAGGUGGUGCAGCAGAGAGCGAUACACACUACUCACGGCGAAGUAACCAAGUUUUCUGCUGUGUUGUUUUGCUGUCGUCAGCCCACAACGAAAGUAAAAAUAAAACCGUAAAUUAAGUGGAAUACACAAUGCAAGCUGUUCCAAUCAAACCAAACGUCAAACGUGGAUAGCAGAUGAAGUGAAAGAGUGUUAUAUCCAGCCCCAACAAAACGACGACGAUCACGACACGACAAACCUGCCGAAACCGAAACAAAAAUUCAACUAAUUUUAUCAAAUCAGCUGGAACAGUGCAAAUCGAAUUAAACCAGCUUUUACCCAACCAAAGUAACACAAAAAAAAAAAAAAAUUAAGAAAUAUUGGGUGGCAGCGCGAACGCAACGAAAAAAAUAAUCACCUUCACCAACCAUUUAAGGGGAAGGGACUUACCCCCUUCCGCGAGCGCCCCAAGUGAGACUGCGCUAUUGUUUUGAAAGUUUUCCUAGGGAAAAUAAUGACGAAACAGUCGGCGGCGAAGAAGUAGCAAAGAAUGACUAAUAGUGCUGUUGUUGGUGUGAAGAAAUUAAUCGUAACGAAAAGAAAGUGAUAUUAAAAGUGAAAUUGUAAGGCACGAAAAAAAUGCGGCCCUAACAAUGCGGCCGACUAUAAUUAAUUGAGCAAUAAGUGCAGCAAGCGAUUGUGGAUACGACGAUGUAGUUGGGAGAGCGAAAAAAAAACGAUCGCUCGUCGAAUACCGAUAGUCUAUCAGUUCUGCGAUUCGUCGGAGAAGAAGACGAAAAAAUAUGCUUCAGCCGGAGCUGUUUGGUGGAAGCGGGGAUCAUCACCACCGCUAUAGGAACCACCACCGGCACUACCAUGGCCACAAUCAUCAGCACCAUCACCCGAACACGGGUGGGUCGUCCUCGGGCGAUCGGAGAUCGUCCCGAUCUUCCUCUUCGCGGACGCAUCUCCAUAGCAACGACGGUGAGAGGCUAAAGUACCAAAAUGCGUUUAGUUCGCCCACCGGAUCCGGAAGCUCGGACGGGUACUAUCGGUACUAUCCUCACCAGCACAGUAGCUACUACGAUACGGGUGACAAGCUGGACAGUUUGAAUGGUAGCGACUCGAAGAGGAACGAUAGCAACAACAAUAACAACAGUACGAGUAGUAUCGUGAGUAAUGCCAGCAGUGAUAAGGGGAGCAGCAGCAAUGGGAGCAAGAAGAAGACCACGGUGGUUUAUGUGGGUGACGGUAGGAGUCGGGUGAGGAGGGUGGUGAGAACCCAAACCAGACACAUAACGGUGGUCAGCUAUUCGGGCAGGAAGAAGGAGACGGAGACGCUCACGAGCCAUCAUGCGACGGUUCUAAGCUUUCCACAGAAGAUUGAUCGUCCGGCCCAGAUUUACUCGACACAUCAUCACCAUCCCGGGAGUGGCAGCAGCAGCGGUGGUAUCCUGGUCAGUGCUGCCAGCAGCAGUAAUGCCAGCGGUAGCCUGUGUGGAUCCGCCGGAGGUAGCGGCGGCGCAGUGGUCACUGCCGCCGGCGGUUACGUGUAUCUGCCACCAGCGACCGUGAGCUCCACCCAAACGCAGCACCAGCACUAUGUGUCGCCCCAACAUCUUGCCUAUCACCAUCACCACCAGAACAACAGCUACCACCACCAGCUGGGAGCGGUGGCGGCGGGUCACCAGACGAUUGCCACGCCGACCUUGCACAAGAAGGGAUCGAUCCGCAGCAACGGCGAGGUGCUCAAGAGGACCCGUGUCCAGAAUGCGUAUGAACUGUCGCAGGAUCUGUUGGACAAGCAGAUUGAACUGUUGGAGCGCAAAUACGGUGGCGUUAAGGCUCGUAACGCGGCACUCACCAUCCAGCGGGCCUUCCGGCACUACACGAUGGUCAAGAAGUUCGCCUCCAUCACGGCAAUGGCCAAGGCGGAGAAGCGCAUGAGCCGACGAGUUCAACAUCAACAGCAACAGGUGGAAUUGGAGAUGAUGCAGCAGCAGCAACAACAGCAACUCGAGCAGCAGCAGCAGCAGCACCAGGGUCAUCUGCCAGAAGAAGGACACAUGUACGAAGAUGGUAGCCUGGGUGGUCAACGCGUAUGUGCCACAAUCUCCGCCACCCCGCCGGGAACGCUCCAUCACCGGGUGACCCCGGUGCGCUCGAUGUCCCUACGCGAGCGUCGCCUUGACUCCAGCCCUAUUCCACGAAGCCAAUCGGGAACAGCUUCCCCAGCCCCACCUGCCAACAGUUCCUGGUCCCAAAGUCCAAUCACCACUGGGGUCGCUUGCCCCCAGCAACUCCAACAGCAGCAGCCAUCGCUGAUUCCCCAACACCAGCAGUACUCCCACCCGCAUGUAAAUAUUCUGCACCAGCAGCAACAGCAGCAGCACUACUAUGCCAGCGCCCAAUCGUGCUCCUCGUCGCCCCAUCAGCUGCAUCACCAGCAAGCAUACCAAAGCCAGUACGGAUCGCAGGAUCUGAACAUAAGCGCUGGAAGCUCGGUGCUGGAUUCAACCAUAUCCUCGAUGAAUCUGUCGUGGAACUCGGGCAGCGUUUCGAACGCAGCCAUUGUGGCCACAGCCGGCGGCGGUGCGGUGCCACACCACAGUCCGUACACGCCCCACUAUACGGCCGCCCAGAUUUACAUGCGACCACGAGGAAUCGGCAUCGGAAGCUCCGGUGGCAGCACCGGAUCCGCCGCCAGUAGCUGCAGUGCCAGCCGUAAAGUGCCACCCGAAGUACCAAAGAGAACUUCAAGCAUCACAUCCGCACAGCACACACCGAACCGAUCGUUGCGGCCGAAUGGACUUUGCAAAACGGCCGAGAACGGAUCACUCAGCUCGGUGCAAUCUUCCGGCAGUGAUUCGUCCGCAUCGGCAGAGCGAGUUCAGGGUGUCGGUGAGUUGGGAUCGGAUCGAUCCAGUUCCCCACAGUGGAAGCGGAAAGGGCCGGGAAGCUGUACUGGCAGUACUGGUGGCAUGCCCAUGACUGCCCAGAGCCCCGAUCAUAUGAUAGGAGGUCCCACCGGGACAGUUGUUGGAGGAGGAGUAGGUGGCAGUGCCAACGUCACAAUUGGCAGCAUGGAGAGCGAAUGUUUAAGCUCGCACACCAGUGCCGCCCAGUAUUCAAUGGAGCAGCACGAUCAGAUUGUUCACACGCCCACGAGCUACAAGGUGUCCGAGACCAUUCGCAAAAGACAGUACCGAGUGGGAUUGAAUCUUUUCAACAAGAAGCCCGAGAAAGGUAUCACCUAUCUCAUCCGGAAGGGCUUCCUCGAGAACACCCCCCAGGGUGUGGCCCGGUUUCUUAUCUCGCGCAAGGGUCUUUCGCGGCAGAUGAUCGGCGAGUAUCUCGGUAACCUGCAGAACCCCUUCAACAUGGCCGUGCUGGAUUGCUUCGCCGGUGAGCUGGAUCUCUCCGGGAUGCAAGUGGACGUGGCGUUGCGCAAAUUCCAGGGCUACUUCCGUAUGCCGGGCGAGGCGCAGAAGAUCGAACGGCUGAUGGAAGUGUUUUCGUCACGGUACUGUCAGUGCAACAGCGACAUUGUGGCGAGGCUGCGCUCACACGACACCGUCUUCGUGCUGGCCUUCGCCAUCAUCAUGCUCAACACCGAUCUGCACACGCCGAAUCUGAAGCCCGAGCGGCGAAUGCGCUGCGAUGACUUUAUCAAGAACCUACGGGGCAUUGAUGAUUGUCACGAUAUCGACCGGGAUAUGUUGACGGGCAUUUACGAGCGGUUGAAGGCGAACGAGUUCAAACCCGGCUCGGAUCACGUCACGCAGGUGAUGAAGGUGCAGGCGACGAUCGUCGGCAAGAAGCCCAACCUGGCGUUGCCUCAUCGGCGGCUGGUGUGCUACUGCCGGUUGUAUGAGAUUCCCGAUAUCAACAAGAAGGAACGACCGGGAGUGCAUCAACGGGAAGUGUUCCUGUUCAACGAUCUGCUUGUGAUCACUAAGAUCUUCAGCAAGAAGAAGAGCUCGGUCACGUACACCUUCCGGAAUAGUUACCCGCUGUGCGGAAUGGUCGUCACGCUGCUCGAUGUGCCGAAUUAUCCCUACUGUAUUCGCCUUUCGCAGAAAGUGGACGGCAAGGUGCUGGUCACGUUCAACGCCCGCAACGAGCACGACCGCUGCAAGUUCGCCGAGGAUCUGCGCGAGUCGAUCAGCGAGAUGGACGAGAUGGAAACGCUGCGCAUCGAGGCGGAACUCGAGCGCCAGAAGUCGGCCCGCGGUCAGCGCAGCGGCAACAGUGAGAACCGCGACAGUGGCGUGGCGGACGUGGAGGUUUGCGCCGGCCAGUACCACAACCACCACCACCACCAUCUGCACCAAGGUAGUGGCCAAGUCGGCGGCGGCGGUGGCGGCGUCUCGCCUAGCGAAUGCGGAAUUGCACACACACAUAGCGAAGCACAGUUGAAGCGAAGCGCUCUUAGCAAUUCACUCUUAGAUAUGCACGAACAAUUUGGCAAUGAGAAGCCCCAACGGCGUGGUAGUGUUGGCUCGUUAGAUAGCGGAAUGUCGAUCUCAUUUCAAUCCACCUCCGCGAGCACUGGUUCACGUAGCGAUAUCAAGGUGCGAAUGAUGCCCCAUAGCAACACAUCCGGCCAAAUCAUAAUGCAUGCCGGCCAGCAUCCCACCGCCCUGAUGGGUGCCAUUUACCAUCAACAAAUUCUGCACCAGCAACAGCAGCAGCAACAUCAACAACAGCAUCCGCCGACUGCCGCCAUAUCACAGACCGCAAUCAUUGGUGGUGGCAGCACCAGUCAGCAGCAACCGACGCAGCCAAAUCAGUUGACACUGGCGGCGGCAGCGGCGCAGCCAACGACGCGUCGGGAGCGGAAGCUAUCCCGCACGGAGGAUAAUACCGCACUGACAGCGGCUGGCGGACCGGGUGCUCCCGGGUCCAGCUAUGGACGCUCAACGGAGGUUUAAGGAAAGUUCCCACAGAGUGUAGAGCGCUGUUUCGGUGUCCAAUGCAAAUGUGUAAAUACCAGAUGGCAGCAUCGUACAUCGUACACCGUCACCAGAGACACAAACCAACCAAAUCGUUUCCUAUAAUAAAAUAGGUGUGUUUAUCUUCUUCGCAAACAAAAGUAAAACAGUAAAAGAACGUGCGAAAGUGAUUGUUUAUUAGUCAUACUUAAGCCAAUUUCUCAAUUCUUGCGAUUUUAUCCCAUUUACGAAACGCGAACCCACAUCUAGAGAAUACGACAACACAAAUCAAUACAAAGAGCAAUAACCGAAUGAAGCAAAACACAAAACAAACUCUAUAAAACUACUAAACAAACAAAAAAUAUACAACACAGCAGUCCAGCCAAUUGUUCAUUCGUUUUUCUCUGUGCUCCCCUCCCCCACCAAUCAAUUCUUAGAGGCGGGCGUGUAUAUGUUUGCUAUUCCAAUUCCAUAGAAAUCAUUUUUACCUGCGUGCGUGUAGGUGUGCGUGUGCGCGACGAGUUUGUGUGCGAGCGUGUGUUGUAAAUAGUUGAUUCCCCUUGCAGCUCCGCCCAUCCGCUAACCACAUCCAUCCCAAACCUCACCAUUUCUAUAGUUUGUAGCUAAUAUGAAUUCGCGCAGUAUACACAAGUAAGCAAACAAGCAAAAAAAAAAACAAAAAACAGAAAGGGAUAAUAACAAGUUUGUAAUCUAUUCGUGAGUAUAUUAAAACAAAAAACAAAAAAGAACUUAUCGAAACAAGAGGGGAAAAUGGAAGCGGAAACAAUAAUAAUUAUAAUAAUGUAAUCUUAAUUUAAGUUUGUGAACAGACUCGAUCGACUUUGACGCGGAGGACAUAUUGAAUGAGCGGAGAAAACGUGGUGGAUUUAUUUUUGUAACAUAAAAAUAUUCAUAGAAAUAAUUUCCGAAUGCGUGCGGGGCAAACCGCGUAUCUCAGCAGGCGGGAGUCAAAAAUUUCGUCACAAAAAUAAAAACAGAGACAGAGACAGGAGUUAAUCAAACGUUCGAUGUGUUACUCUGUGUUUGGAGAGGUUUAGUUUUACUCUUGUAUAAAUUAACUCUUAUAGAUGCUGAAACGUGGAUUUGAUAUGAACUCUCGUCAGAAGAGAAAAACGGAGUGGAAUAUGUGAGAGCGGAUAGCGGAUGAGGGAAGAUUGGUAAAUAAUAAACAUUAAGUGUAGGCUAGGGUCAAUGUGUGGAGGAAAAUAAUGACAGUGCGCGGGAAGUGAUGGGUAGACGAAAGGUGAAAGAAUAAAAUUGCAGAAAAAAUAAUCUAGUCCUGUUCGAUAAACGUAGUAAUUUGACACUUGAAGAACUAAAAAAACAACCAAGCUUGUGGAAAAUAAUAAUAUAUUCGUAAAGCUUAAGAAAGAAAGCAAACACAAAUGAGGUAACGGAAUCGUGAAAUGAAUAAAGCAAAAAAAAAACUCAUUUAACUACAAUCUCUGAAUAAUUACAGUUUGAAAAUAAUACUAAAUUUUACAGAGUAAAGUGUUACAAGAGAAUACCCCGUUGUCCCCCCGUCAAACAAAUCUGUGGAAUAGUGAUAAUCGCUCCUGUGGAAAAAAAAAAGAAUUGACAAAUUAUUCACGUAAACCGAUUUAACAGAACAAUAAUAAAUAUUCGAAAAUACGAGA